UGCAACUGGUACAGGUCUUGUUUCGUGCAAGUUUUAUAAAUUCAGACUACACGUGUGCAAGUCGUGCGUGUGAUUUUGAAUGUCACUUUGAUAGAAGAAUGAAUCAUCUAGCGGCUUUCUGCUGUUCUGAGCUCGCUACUACACACGUACGAUACACACAGCUAUUCAAGAGCGUUAUGAAGUGAAAAAUUCCAGCACAUGCAUGCCAGCUGAGCGAAUCCACGAGAAAGGCUUACACAUAAUGCUCUUUGGUCACUCGUUUUACUAAAUUUACAUCAUCAUACAGAUAUAUCCGCAUGUUUCUGUUUCAACACUGUUCAAGUUUGUGAAAGGACAACCUAUGGGAAGUUAAGGAUUGAGAGCUUGGGGCCAAAGGUCAAAACAGCAGAGUUCAUCGAGGUCACCAUCAGAGGAGGUUUACUUUGACAGGGUCGGACACCGGAUACUUUGAUCAGCACUGCCAGCCCCACCAGCAAUUGUAGGUGGACCGCCAUCUGUCAGACUAUUCAUACACAUUUCAAUUAAUUCAAAAUUAAAUGCCACACACCCAUUUGUGCAGGUCGUUUUAAAAAUGUAAUUUGAGGAUUUAGAUUUUAAUUUUCUCGGUACAUUUGACAUAAUACACUGUGAGAGUGGUUUUGUAAAGGAUUUUUUUUUAAUUUUGAUUAGUUUUUUGUUCAAACUGUAAAUUGAUAAGCACUACAUGAAUUGGAAAUAAUCAGGGUUCCCUCCCCUCCCCCACACGCUAUACCAUCAUUGUUUGAUAUGCUUACGGUCCAGCUUGGUAGAUAUAUACAUCUUUCUAAACAACACCAGAGCAGCUUGAAGGAUUGCCAAGUGUAUUGAGGGACAGCUAUUCUGUGUUGAAAUCUGGUAUUAGCCACAUACACCAGACGGACAGCCAUUAUGAUGAAUCCCAGGUACCCCCGUAAAAGGAAGCACAAUGACCUGUGUGGCAAGAAUUUCCUCAGAUUUGUCAUCUAUGUCUUCACCUUCCUAUUUCUGCUGUCGGGAGUGGCGUUCCUGGCCACGGGACUGUACAUUAAGCUGGAGAAGUUUACCUAUGUUAAUUUGCUGGGCAGCAGUACGUUUCCCAUAGCCACCUUCCUCCUCAUUGCCACUGGAGCGUUCAUCCUGUUGUCUGGAAUCCUGGGAUGUACCGGAGCUUGUGUGGAAAACAGGUGUUGCCUUGUCAUGUAUGCUGUGUUCCUGCUGUUAAUAUUCCUGAUAGAAGCCAUCUCUGGAGUUCUGGCCUACAUGUAUGACGGGACAAUUCGUGAGGAGCUGACUAGGAACCUCAACAAAAGUAUGAUGGAAAAGUAUAGCUUUGAUCCUGUCUUCACCAAGUCUGUCGACGACAUGCAGAUUGAGUUUAAAUGUUGUGGAGCAGCAACAUUCGAGGACUGGAAGUAUUCACGGUGGCUGAAGGCUGACAACGAGACACUCAACAACACGCCUGAAAGUUGCUGUAAAACUGUCGGUGUAAACUGCGCCAUCAGUACUCAUCCCUCAAACAUCCAGUACGAUAGCUGCAGUUUACGACUCGAACAGUACACAAAGUCCAAUUUAGUGCUAAUAGGAGGGAUAGGCCUCGGGCUGUGUUGUAUACAGAUAUUUGGGAUAAUAUUCUCGUGUUGUCUCGUGAGAAAAAUCAAGGACGAUAUGAUGAGACGCCAUUUCUGACCCAAGUGACACUACAGGAAGUGACAGAAUUUUAGGGGAGAUAAUUCUAUCCCAGCAUCAACAUAUCUUGUUGAGGGACUUGUAAUGCCAUUGCAUAUAAGACAAUGCUAUUUAUACCACAUGCAAAAUAUGCCAUCAAUGGAAGGGAGACUACUCUUGCAACAAACAAUUUCUAUUAAAAUAUGACUAGUAAAUAAAUGCAACUGUGGUUUAAUGUGUGGGGAAGAAACAAGUUGUAGACCUAGCAUCUAAGUAAACACAGAGUUCCAGAUAAGUUCAUGUGGAUUUAUACCAGAGUAUCUGUAGUGACAAGAUUAUAUACAGGGUAGUUUUCUAAGCAGAAGAGGUCCUAAAGGCAAUGGAAACCCUUUUGAUCCACUACUGGUAAUUAGACCCCUGAACAUUUAUAGAUCUGCUAAUGCUUAGUAUAUAUGUCAAAACUUAUUAGCCUGCAAUAACAACGAUAAGUAUUGAAAGAUUAUUUUGAGAUUAGAUCCAGUAGACCCUUUCAUUAUUUCAUGUCAAUAUGAAUAAUAGCUCACUUUAUAUAAAUAGAAAAGACCAAAAAAUAAAAGUAUUAAUAUAACUGGUGUUUCUGGUAUCAAAUUUUACAUUAUCUUUUUGCAAUGCUUAUGUCUGUUCUAUAUAACAUAUUAAAUGAUUAUUAGAAAGUAAAAGAUAAAAAAAAAAGUCUGAAAUGCUAUGAAAUAACAUGUUUUUUCCCCUUCCUUUAGAGACAAAAAUGGAACAUUACAUAUAUUUUGGCAUCCCAAUACAUUUACAGUUUUGAAAAAAAUAAUGACUGAAAUUAUCUCCUUUUUCAUAUGUGUUUACUAGGCCUUUAGUCAAGGAACGAACAGUAAUGUUAAUUUUCAGACACAGAAAUAAAGAAAGGGUUGAUGGAUAUGAUUUGGCCAGUAGAUAAUAUUUUUAUGAUUUUUAAUCCAUUCACCCCUAAAGUCACAAU
Molecule: messenger RNA, 2650 nt
Organism: Mizuhopecten yessoensis (Yesso scallop)
Lineage: Eukaryota; Metazoa; Mollusca; Bivalvia; Pectinida; Pectinidae
Product: CD151 antigen-like
Exons: 8
Coding region: 907-1683 (258 amino acids)
Cellular component (GO): membrane
Source: RefSeq, a predicted model, not a curated record